CCGUCCGCCGCCAUUGGCCACCCUCCCGCCCGCUGGCCGCGCGCUCCGGUGCCUCGUCCCGAGAGCGCUCGCGGUGCGGUUUAUUCGUCUGCCACCCGCCGGCGAAACCACACGGCUCGCUCGACAGUACCGCGGACGAACCCCCGCAAGUUUUGUGAAUUAAAAAAGAAAGUUUCUCAUCGUUGAAUGAUAAUAUAGCCAAAAUGUCCACCAUACUCGAUGUUUGCGGACCUCUCUCCCCGCCCUCAACGCCGCCGUUGAUGGACGUUAAAGUGGAGCUACCGCUGAAGAAGGCCGCAGUGAAGCGCGAGCGCGAGCGGCCGCCCGCCGGCCUGGUGACGCCGCAGCCCUCCGACUCGGAGGGCGAGGACGAGUGCGGCAAGCGCGCGCGCUGCGAGCUCCGGCUGCUGCUGAGCACGCCACCGCCUGAGCCGCGCGCCUCCGUCAUCAUGCGGGCACACAAGGACGGCACCUGCAGCCCCGAGCCACUGCCGCCGCCCGCACACAUGAACAUGCUAAAAACCCUCAAGUUCAAACUGAACCGCAGCCAGAGCUACUCAUGCGCCCGAGCCAAUUACAUCGCCAACCAGGCGCCCAGUCCGCCCGCCAGCCCGCCUUCGCCACCGAAAAUCGAAGAGGCGCGCGUUCCUUCCCCGCACUUGGAAUACCUCCCGAAACAGGAGGAGGAGCAGAUAGUGCCCCAGACGGCAGCCACGCCGGGCUGGGUGCCGUUGGCGCCGCGGCCGGCCGUGCUCGUGCCGGGCGCGCUGCUGCCCGCGCUGUGGCUGGUGGCGCCCGCGCCGGCCGCACGCCGACGCCUGUACGAGUGCGCGCACCCGGGCUGCGGCAAGAACUACUUCAAGUCGUCGCACCUGAAGGCGCACGCACGCACGCACACGGGCGAGCGCCCGUUCCGGUGCGCCUGGCCCGGCUGCGAGCGCCGCUUCUCGCGCUCCGACGAGCUGUCGCGCCACAAGCGCACGCACACGGGCGAGAAGAAGUUCGGCUGCCGCGUGUGCAGCCGCCGCUUCAUGCGCUCCGACCACCUGGCCAAGCACGUGAAGCGGCACGCCAAGGAGCGCGCGCCCGCGCCCGCGCCGCGCCUGCUGCCCUCGCCGCCCGCGCCGCUCGCACUGAGCCCACUGUGAUCAGAUCUCGCGAUCUCACCUAGCUUUUAGUACAACUAAGACUGUCCUAUCAUACUACUUUAGUUUAAGACUGUGUUAUUUGGUAAGGUUCAAAGAAAGAAUAUAAAACACUGAUAUCUGA
Messenger RNA from Pararge aegeria (speckled wood butterfly), 1269 nucleotides. It is a transcript of the gene cbt, whose product is annotated as Krueppel-like factor 16. NCBI's taxonomy places the organism in Eukaryota, Metazoa, Arthropoda, Insecta, Lepidoptera, Nymphalidae. The transcript has 2 exons. The record is from RefSeq and is a predicted model, not a curated record. Bases 204 to 1148 code for a protein of 314 amino acids. Gene Ontology annotation, molecular function: RNA polymerase II cis-regulatory region sequence-specific DNA binding; DNA-binding transcription factor activity, RNA polymerase II-specific. Gene Ontology annotation, biological process: regulation of transcription by RNA polymerase II.